AUGAGCACAACUUGGGCCAGCUGGCAAGCUUGCUUUCAGACUUCAAAAGCAGAUCUUGUCGUCGAUGACAGCGUUACUUCCGCGGAAGCCCGACACAUGGACCUUUCUUCGUCAUCCUCAUUUGACCAUGACAUGCCACAAUUCGCACCGUACAAUAGAACGCUCUCUCAGUCUUCGAUGCCAUCGUUAUUGGAAUCCACCAGCACUAUGAGUUUCGAUGAGUUCUUGAAGAUUGCUUUCCCACAGGAACAAGAACCAAUAGCUGCAUCUUUGCAAGCGCCUCCGUCUUGUUGUGAGCCAGACCGAGCCAGCGCCAAGAAGAAGCGCAAGGCUUCUGUCACCACCGAAAUACUAUCAUUUCUUCGCGAAGAGUUCUUCCAAGAUGCUAUUGCGCCUGCGAGACCUCACCAAAGACUGCGUACCAUCUACCGAUAG
Messenger RNA from Seminavis robusta, 435 nucleotides. The record is from the annotation of a GenBank genome assembly. NCBI's taxonomy places the organism in Eukaryota, Bacillariophyta, Bacillariophyceae, Naviculales, Naviculaceae.